Caenorhabditis sp. 36 PRJEB53466 is the source of this 4428-nucleotide messenger RNA. Lineage: Eukaryota; Metazoa; Nematoda; Chromadorea; Rhabditida; Rhabditidae. The record is from the annotation of a GenBank genome assembly.
AUGGCGACCGAUGAAGUGGCACAGGACGUCUCGCAGGUCACAGAUUUCCACUUUCACACGUGCCGAAAGUUCCGGCUUUUCACCGGAGACUGUUCCGCGACGUCUUCUGGAAGCGACAACACUAGGAAUCAUCUCGCCACGUCUUCGCAGCUCGGAGUCACUUUUGCUCUCGUGAAUGCUAACAGUAUGGUUUGCUUUCCGACAAAAUCUGUGCUCGAUUUCAAAGUGACUCGUGAGAAUAUGAACGUCGACGUGACAGACUUCCCAGUCAAAUCUGUGGAGUUUGUCGGCGUCACUUCUGUCAACGACAUGGGAAUCAACUCGGACGGCACUCUUCUCGCCAUACUUCAUACUCAUAACGGCGACGUUUCCGUCGAUGUUUUCGACAUCAAAACCCUUUGUUCCUCCGCCGGCCCAUUCAAAGCUCUCUGCAAAACUCGCGUCGGAACGGAGCCAGCCAACCAGGGAACUGUGCUCGAAUGGAAUCCAGCGUUUGCGGAUACAUUUGCAGCCGCUUCAAGGGACAGAAGUCUUCUCGUUGCAAAAAUCGAUGUCAAGAAUCCAUCUAGUCAGAAACUCGUUGGAAUCGGAAAGUUAGGAGCCGUGACGACAGUCAUCAGUUGGAGUCCGAAAGGCAAACAGCUGACAAUUGGAGAUUCGCUCGGAAAAGUGGUACAGCUGAAGCCAGAACUCGGCGUCGUCCGCAGUCAAUUUGGGCCGGACCAUCAGCCAGCUUAUGGAAAAGUGACGGGACUCUGCUGGCUCGCCACCACAGAAUGGCUUGUUUCAUUCGAAAGAGGCACUGAUCACGAUGCGUACUUGAUGCGAUGCAAGAAAGACACGCCCACGGAAUGGAUGAAGUUCCACGAGCUAUCCUACUCGAACUCUAAAUGGACACUGCCUGCUCAGCUGUUCUCUGCCACUGAAUUGCUCGUCGAUUGGAACGUGGUCCUUGUUGGCAACUCGAAAACUAGUGAAGUGUCAACAAUUGGCAAGAGAGAAGAUUGGCAGACAUGGGUGCCCGUGGAGGGGGAGACCAUUUAUCUGCCGACGACUUCCGGUGGAAAAGACACUGUUCCGAUCGGAAUGGCGAUCGAUCGAACUAUGACUGAAGAGGUUUCUUUGAGUGAGUCUGAAUUUUAUUAUCAAUUUAGAAAAUUAUUAAAUUGUAGAACCUGAUGGAUCCCAGAAGCACCGCCCAUCUCCGUUGGUACUGUGUCUCACCAACGACGGAGUUCUUACUGCCCAUCACGUCAUUAGCACUUUCCAAUCUCACAAUUCUUGCCAACUGUAAGUCUUUUGAUCUUUAGAGGGUGUUUUUCACGCUACCUUACUUCAGACCGAGUCAGAACAUUCCGAUCUCAGGACUUGCCAAGCCUGCUGCUCAGACUGCUUCUCCUUCCGCUCCGUUUGCUCAACCAUCAACAGUUUUCGAUCAGAAGCCAAAAUCGGAAGCUGCUCCGGCUCCGGCUCCUACAACACCUUCACUAUUCGCGACGACGCCCAAAGCCACACUUCAAGCUCCAAAGCCCGUUUCGUCUUCUCUCUUCGGAGCCGCACCAACUUCUGGAAGUUCUUCACUCUUCGGUGACACGAAAACGCCGCUUCCUCCGGCACAGGAGAACGCACCUACCCCGGCUCCUCCACAAACACCGACGGCUGCUCUAGUCGCUCAAAUUCCAGCCACUCCCGUCCCAGUAAUACCUCCGGAAGUCAGGAAAGCUGAAGAACUGGCGGCGCAGAAGAAAGUGCUUAUCGAGCGAAUUCAGAAUACGAACUUAUCCAUGUCAGCCACAAAAGACACCGUUAUGAAGAUGUCUUUCGCCGUCGGAAAUGCGAAAUCCGCAGUUCUCGAGUGUGCGGACGUGGUGAAAUCGUCGUUGAACGAUUCGAAAGAAGUGACGGACGAGUUGAAGAACCUGCUGUCGUCGAUAGAGUGGAUGGCCGAACGGACAAAGCACACCGUCAAAGAAAUGGAUUUUGAGAUUGAGGAAAAAAUGGAAUUGGUGACUGGAGAAGAGGACGGAGAACGUAUUCUCGAGAGGUUGAGGGACAUUUCGGAGACGGAGAAAAUGAUGAGAUUCAACAAAUUGGAGACCGCAGCCGACAUGCUCAAUGGCAAAUACGUGGAAUGCGCAGAGAUUAUCAAGAAGUUGAGAAAAGCUCUGAACGAAAAGGUAGUGGUAUUGACGUAGAAAUCUGAAUUAUCAAACUGUCCUUCUUCAGGAAACAUUCCGAAAACAAGCAGUUCUCUCUCCUCUCCGCAACAAUUCCAACCUUUGUCAUCUCCGCUCCGGUGCUGAAAUCGAAGUGGCUCUGAAAGUGAUGCGUAACGUCUCCAAAAUCGUCACCGAAGCGCGUGAACGCAUCCAACGCACUGAGCUGGAAUUCGUUCAUUUCCAACGCGACGCGAAGAAUCAGAAUAAAAAAAAGAUUGAGCAGAACCCAAAACUGAAGCAGCAGAUGGAACUGACCGUUCUGGAGGAGGAGACGUCAGACCCAAAGAGCCUGACAGAUGCUGAAAUUGUUAAAGCCAGACAAUCAUUGGUGGCUCGAAUCCAAAAGAGAGGACCUGUGAAGACGAGGAAUGUGACUGUGCAGUCGUACAAACAACCGACCUCUGCUCCUAGAAAUAAGGAGGAUCCAAUUGACACGGCGAAUCUCUCGAAUGCGAUUCUGAAGUUGAGCAUGACUCCGAGGCGUGUCAUGACGGUUUCUUCGCGCUUUUCUCCGAACAACACGACGCUGUCUGCCAGGAGAGACGCCACGACGCAAGCAGACGAGCCGCCCGUCGUGAAGACUGUCGUCGUGACGGUCGAAUCUCCGGCCAAGCCUGCUCCUGCUGCCCCGAUUGUUUCCACACCGCUUCUGAAACCGGCAACGACAACUUCCACUGUGACAACUUCCACUGUGACAACUCCGACAGUGAAAGAGGAAGGAAAGAACAUGCCAGCCGCCUCGCCGCUUCCCACAUCCUCCUCCAUUUUCUCGGGAAGUCUGUUCGGUGCAAAACCAACACUAAGCACUACUGCCACGUCGCCCUUGGCUGCCACGAAACCGUCUAUCUUCGAAUCUUCGCUGACUUCAGAAAAAGAAAAGAAGCCAGAGGAGAAGAAGAAAACUCCAGAGAAGCCGAAACAAGAAAUGAAAGAAGAACCGAAAGUGAUCGAAGUGAAGGAAGAGACUCCGAAGGCGUCAGAACUCGGGGUCGAGGCGAAGGUUAUCGAGUCAACUGAAGCCCCGAAAGUCGAAGAGAAGGCUCCGGAACUCCCCGUCACUGAAGAGACGACACCGAAAGAGAAGAAGGACGAGAGUGCUACGAAAACACCCAGUUUUUGUGAGUUUCAAGUUUGCAGCCCGCCAUAGUUCUCUUGAUCAACAUCUUCCAGCGUUUAACACAUCUUCCUCGACCCCGAAUUCGUCCAUUUUCGGAGGAGGACUCAAGACUCAGAGCACGCCUGCUGCCGCCACUUCCAGUAUUUUUGGAGCGGCCGCCAAAAGCACACCGACCGGAACAGCUCCAACUUCGAGCAUCUUCGGCGGAGGAGCCAAACCGAGCGUGUCGCCGUUCGGUAGUUUCGGACAGAAUUCUGCCCAGUCAACUCAGGGUGCUGGAGGAGCUGCUCCUGCUCAAGCCGCUCCAGUCAGUUUCUCUUUCAACACUGCCGCCUCGGUGCCAGCAAAACCGUCGUUUGGAUCUUUCGGAGCGCCUGCUCCAGCCGCCAAACCGUCCACAGUUUUCGGAGCAGCUGCGGCUGCCGCUGCCGCAUCCCCGUCCGUUCCGAACGUCGACGACGGAAUGGAAGACGAUUCGAUGGUGAACGGAGGCGGACCGGGAGGAUUCAUGAGCGGACUCGGAAGCUCUGGUUCCACCACAAACACUUCUGGCGGUUCCAACCUUUUCGCUCCGAAACCAGCAACCGGCACGUCUUCUAACUCUUGGCUCUUCAGUGGAGGAAACAACCAACAACAACAGCAGCAGCAGCAGCAACAAAAGGUAGAGUUUUAUAUGCAGCGGCCAAAUCAAUUUACUAUCUCUUUCAGCCGAGUUUCUCGUUCAAUGCACCGCAACAGCAGACAACGGCUCCAACUUCCUCGUCAUCAGUCUUCGGAGGAGCGCCGAAGUUCGGAUCGCAGCCAGUGUUCGGAGCGGCUGCUGGAGGAGGCUUGAGCAAGAACGCAUCUAUUUUCGGAGGAGCCACCGCUUCCACGUCAUCCACCAACACCUCUGGAGGAUUUGCUCAAUUCGCGACUGGUCAGAAGACGUCUUCGUUGUUCGGAGGAGGGGCCGCCGCCGCUGGGACACAAGCGACGUCUUCAAUCUUCGGAGGAGGAGUCAAAACGAAUGCCACACCGAGUUCUUCAAUCUUUGGAGGCGGAGCGUCCACGAAUGCGAACAAACCGAGCAGUUUUACGUCUUGGCGAUGA